Messenger RNA from Cicer arietinum (chickpea), 1384 nucleotides. Its product is annotated as serine/threonine-protein kinase STN8, chloroplastic-like. NCBI's taxonomy places the organism in Eukaryota, Viridiplantae, Streptophyta, Magnoliopsida, Fabales, Fabaceae. Gene Ontology annotation, biological process: protein phosphorylation. The record is from RefSeq and is a predicted model, not a curated record. Gene Ontology annotation, molecular function: protein kinase activity; ATP binding.
GCAAGCAAAAAAUGUCGCUUUUGUGCAGGAUAUAUGGCUGUUGGUUAACAUACAAUCUACCAAGGAAUUCAGCUCACAUAUGGUUAAGGUUGGAAUCCAAGGGGCUGAAGAGUUUGGUGAGUUUGAGGAAUGGUUCAAUUACAGGCUAUCAAGCACGAGAGCAGCACCUGAAACAUGUGCUGAUUUCCUUGGAAGUUUCAUAGCUGAUAAAACUAACUCACAAUUCAUAAAAGGUGGAAAAUGGCUUGUUUGGAAGUUUGAGGGAGACCGUACUCUUGCCGAUUACAUGAAACAACGCAACUUCCCUUCAAACUUAGAAUCUGUAAUGUUUGGAAGCGUCUUGCAAGGUGUAGACUCUUCUAGGCGAAAUGCAUUGAUCAUCAAGCAGAUCAUGCGCCAUAUAAUUACUUCGCUAAAGAAAAUUCAUGAUACAUGCAUCGUUCACAGAGAUAUAAAGACAGCCAACUUAGUGGUUACUAAACGGGGGCAGAUUAAACUCAUUGAUUUUAGUGCAGCAACAGACCUGAGGAUUGAAAAGAAUUAUGUUCCCGAUUGCACUCUUUUGGAUCCCAACUAUUGCCCUCUAGAACUAUAUGUACUCCCAGAAGAAACACCAAGUCCUCCACCAGAGCCUAUUGCUGCUAUCUUUUCACCAAUCCUAUGGCAGUUAAACAACCCUGAUCUAUUUGAUAUGUACUCUGCUGGGAUUGUACUCCUGCAAAUUGCAAUACCAACCUUAAAGUCUCCUGUUGCUUUGAAGAAUUUCAAUUUGGAAAUAAAAACAUGUGGAUAUCAUUUGAAAAAAUAGGAGAACACUCGCCUCAGACCCGACUUUCAAAUUCUUGAUAGUGAAUCUGGUAGAGGGUGGGACUUAGCAACAAAGCUUAUCUCUAAGAGAGGUCCCUUAAGAAGAGGACGUUUAUCUGCUGCUUCAGCUUUGAGACAUCCUUAUUUAAGCUUAAGUAGAAAGUGAUGAGCAUAGUAAUGUGAGUAUAUCAUCCUUUUUUAUAUUUGAUUUAUUUUUUCAAUUCCUAUUUAACCUGUCAGAUUUAUGUGCACUCCUUAGGUGAGUUGAAAAAUGCUUGUUGAUGCAAAAGGUAGUCUCCAAGUGUUAUGACAAGAAUAGUUUUUUACUGGCCUUGGUUAUGGAUAAUGUGCCGAUAGGGAUACCCUUGUACCUUUUACGGACAUGUCAUGGAUAAAUAGAAAUCAGUAGAAUUUUUUACAGGAUUGUCCGUAAAUAAUGUUAUUUGUGGCUUGUAAGUAUUUGUGUUGUUACCCACGGAAAAGUUAUGAGUAAAGUUACCCACGGAGAAUCGGUAAGUCAUGCUACCCACGGACAUUCCUUAAGUAAGUAUAUUCCACUGCUUUGCCGUGGGUAAAU